AUGGGCGAGUGCCGUCACACCAUCGUUGAUGACCAACACACUGACUGGGUCUCUUGCGUCCGCUUCUCCCCCUCUGCCAAGCAGCCUCUGAUCGUCUCCUGCGGUUGGGAUAAGCUCGUCAAGGUAUGGUCUCUUGAUAACGGCAAGCUCCGUAUCAACCUCGCCGGCCACACUGGCGUCCUCAACAACGUGACCAUCUCCCCUGAUGGAUCCCUCUGCGCUUCCGGUGGUAAAGAUGGUGUUGCUAUGUUGUGGGAUGUCAACGAAGGCAAGCAUUUAUACUCCCUCGAUGCCAACAGCAGCAUCAACGCCCUCUGCUUCUCCCCUAAGAACUACUGGCUUUGUGCUGCUACUGAUGCCGGUGUCAAGGUGUGGGAUCUCGAGACUAAGAACGUUCUCGAGGAGAUCACUCCCCCGGCUGAGUAUAAGUCGCCUCUCCCUUGGGUUGUCUCCAUCUCUUGGUCUGCUGAUGGCAACACUCUCUUUGCUGGUAGCACUGAUGGCAACAUCUAUGUCUACGAGAUCGCCAGAUCGUAAAUAUGAAGGAUCGUAUUAACGGCGCCUCGACGCGUCCAUCUGAGGUCGUCUUCUUCUGUGAGGAGGUUCCUUGGAGUGGUAGAUUUCUAGUGAGCCAAGUGGCCUGUUUGACAGUUGUGUUAUAUAAAUACUUCAAUC
Messenger RNA from Perkinsus marinus ATCC 50983, 675 nucleotides. RefSeq names its product receptor for activated protein kinase C, putative. Gene Ontology annotation, biological process: rescue of stalled cytosolic ribosome; positive regulation of protein phosphorylation. The transcript has a single exon. Gene Ontology annotation, molecular function: translation regulator activity; ribosome binding; protein kinase C binding. Gene Ontology annotation, cellular component: nucleus; cytosol. The record is from RefSeq and is a predicted model, not a curated record. The coding region runs from base 1 to 537 and encodes 178 amino acids. NCBI's taxonomy places the organism in Eukaryota, Perkinsozoa, Perkinsida, Perkinsidae.